AGUACAGGGCACGAACAAUAACAAAGGAAUGCCUUUGUCGCAGUUCAUUUGAAUAGCUUGUGUGUUGACUUGGGACUCAUUUUUGAAGACUUGUAACUGACUUGUGAUCAAUCACACGUCCCUAGACUACCACACCAAUUCCAGGGAUUCUAAUUCAUGUACUCACUAAGUGUUCAUAAAACCAACAUAUCGCGUACCAUAUCCACUCCACCUUGGAAAAUAUGUACAGCCAAAUAUGAAAAAAAAUACAUAUUGAUAUUUGAUGUAUUAAUUUGCAACUAAAGAGACACUUACUUUUGGUCCAAAUUUAAGAUACCUUAAUUCAUUGCAUUUAUUUGUUCAUUGAUUAUUACAUGUAUUUUGUAAUAUCAGAGUAAGAGGUUGACAAAUUUUCAAGCACUACUGUAAACUUAAGCCAUCGCAAUCUUUAGCAGCAACAAAAAUGACACUACAAAUUUAGAAAGGGAGAAAUUCAUUGGUAUGAAUUUAAAGUCAUAGGACUCAAAGACUCCCAUGUAAAAGUUGUUGCCAAUUCAUCUGCACCCGCAGAGAAAAGCUCAAAAUCAGUUUAGCAAAACUAGAAUCAUACAUGUACUUGAUUCUGUAUACAGAACACUACUUGAUAUCACAUUCAUCGGCGAUAAUUUAAAGGUUCCCUUUUCGUAUUGGGUGCACAUGCCCAUCUUGUCCCCAACACAUGCCAAGCAUAUGCCUAUCAUGUGAUCAUACCCCACGAUGGUACUGGGCUGCAAAAACCUGGAAGUGUACCAAGUUUAUACUUCUAAUGCCCCUAAUGCAGACUGCUCCAGUUUAGUCAGGGUCGCUUCUUUUGUUGCACAAUGGGGCUCAGACAAAUCCUCUUAGACUAUUGUUGCUUUUUGUUCUCUGUUCGGGUUCUGACGUAAAUACAGAUUACAAAACUAAUAGGGUUAUUUCCCAGUGAGGCUCAGCACAAAAGGAAGUAUAGCCAAGUAAAGCAAUACAUGCACGUGAUGACCUCCUCAUACAAUGGCUACAUCUGUUAUAUAAGCAGCGCGCAAACUGCAGGCUAGAAGUUUCAGUUUUGAUUGACUGCUGAACACUACACUUCAAUCUGUGUACACAUAUGUACAUGUAGACCUGAUUCAAAACUGGAUAAGAACUCAUGUAGCUAUCAAAUUUGAUUCAUGCACAUUUACCGGUACGUGUAUGGGGAUGAUACACAAACAGCAAUCACUGAAGUUUAUGUAAAUGCAGUAAGGUUGCAGUCUUUAAUGCGGCACGUAAUUUAGUGCUGACUGUUAAAAGGCACAUGCAAAAAGAUUUGUCAACUUUCUUUGACACUAUGGCAUCAGCUAGUGAUAAGAGAGUCUUUGACAUGAUUGAACUGAAACGUGCAUUACUGGAGUGCCCUGUAUGUAUUGACACUACUAGAGCCGGGCAGGAUUUGGAGCUUAAGCUCUUAGAGUGCCAUCACACUGUGUGCAAGGGUUGUCUGGAUCAACUCAUUGACGGCAAGACUGACUUCCACUGUCCACUGUGCUGUCGCCCAAUGAGAGUUCCAGCCCAAGGUGUAGAUGGCAUCCAGAACAACUUUUACGCCCAGCAGAUCCGGGACUAUGCCAACAGCUGCAAACCUAAGGAUGAUGUGGGCGACGCCGCAUUGAAGGAGAGGGUGAAAUGCGGACGGUGUAAGGACGAGAUCAGGAAGGUCCUACAUCAGUGCGUCUCCUGCGGGUAUCUCUGCAGCACCUGCACUUGGCAGCACCGAGACAGCAAGGAUCUACGACAUCACACCAUCUUCAUCCAGGGUAGGAGUUCCCAGACAAAAAAAACGACAUCCAAUUUCUGUGGCACUCAUGACCUCUGCCGACUGGACUUCUACUGCCGGACAUGCCGAGUGGCCCUCUGCAAGCUCUGCAAGGAGUUCCAUGACACUGGUCCACUCCACUCAGUCAGGGACGUCUGCAAGGAGGCUCAGGAGACCUGGGAUGAGACGGAUAGUCUCCUGGAUGUGGUCAUCAACCGUCAAUCACUUGCAUUCGAGGUGUUUCGCAAAGUCCGCUGUGAGGAAGAACGCGUUGCCACCGAGAGCCGCGAGGCAAAGGAAAAGCUCAAGGCUUUCAUCCGAGAAUGCCACAACGUCUUAAGCAGACGAGAGAUGGAGCUGAUAGGGUCCAUAGAUCAUCGCUCCAAGCAGAUGUCCAAGUGCCUCAAGUACUCCAAGGAGCGAGCUCAAGACCUGCUGGCUAAGAUCGGCAGCAGUAUGGACUAUGCUGACCAGAUAAAAGAAGAGCGCGAUCCACUCUCAGUUAUCAGAGCAGCCGCUGCCUUGAAGCCGGCCUUGCUGGACAUAGAAAAAACCUUGCUGGAUGCAGACAUUGAGCAUGACGACAGCUUUUUGUCGGUGACCGAUGGUGACCUGCAGUUUGACGUCGCCGCCUUUGAGCAUAUGGUGUCCCUCCUUGGUAAGAGCUGCGAGAAAUCUCAAGCUGAAGAUGCAGCUGCACAACAACAGUUUGACGAACUGUAACGAUGCUGCAAUGUUGGAUGCUCUGGGCCAACUUUGUGGCGCCACUAAGCACAGAACAUUUUGCUUAGCACAUAUACAUGUUACCAGCCAAAGAGUCGUGCAUGCAUUUUGCCUGUAACUGGUUCUUGGGUGAGAUUAGAUGAGCACAUAAAUUUGCUAUGCAUUAUUUUCUGCCAAGUGGCUCCAUUAAAUUGGGCCCAGCUGUCUUAUUUUAGUAAAACGUUUAGCAGAUCUUAGAGUAAUGAGGCAGCAACACAAAGGCAUUUUGCAACUAAAACAAUGCAGAAAUGCAAGGGCGGUACCAUAUAUAAUCCAACAUUUUUCUAUUUUUGUAUAUAGUAAGUAUGUAUUUGGCGUCCAGCGCAUAAAAAUCCUGACUGUAAUGGAGACGGUAUUCCUGUGCAUAAAUUAAGAGUUAUUUGUGUUUGCACGUUAUGUGGAUUAGCAUUUAUUUUGUUCAGUAUAAAUAUUUCUUGGUGGCAAGUGGUACAGGUGGUUUGGGGUUGGUGAAUACGGGUAUUAUGCUUAGGGCAGAAAAAUCAUAAGAUACACACUGCACUGGUGGCUGGAUUAAUUGAUCACUUAUUUAUUAAGAAGUUUGUUAAUAAUUUUUUGAAUCAUGCUUUUACUACUAGUAUUUCUGAUUACAUUUAUUAAUCUCACAUGUGUAAAUAACUCCACGAGUGGCUUGCUAUAUUUAUGUUACAAUGAUUCACAUUUUAAAUACCUCUUUUCCGUAAAUACUAAAUUAUGUGUAAAUGUAAAAUCUUAGUAUUCCAGUUCCACAACAUUCAUUCUGACUUUACUGAGUGUAUAAUGCAUAACAUGUCUAAUUUUGCGGGAAAAUAUUUAAAAGACUCAUCGAUUGUUUUUGUUACUAUUAUACCUUUCACGUAGAAUUUGCCGAGUACUUUCCGUUUUGAGGAACUAUCCGGAUAUUCAAGAUUUGGGUGAUAUUUUCUGUUUGUUCAGCUUUUGAAGACUCUCUGUGAAAAGAACAAACAAAUUGAAAUCAAGUCUUAAAUCAAAGCAGAUUAAGUGUUCUGUUGGGAAAAGAUGCAACAGGAUUUUAUUUCAUUUUACUGUUGUAUUACAUUCAAUAAAUUCAUGCUUUUGCUUUGUUGAUUAAAUA
Molecule: messenger RNA, 3644 nt
Organism: Patiria miniata (bat star)
Lineage: Eukaryota; Metazoa; Echinodermata; Asteroidea; Valvatida; Asterinidae
Product: E3 ubiquitin-protein ligase TRIM71-like
Exons: 1
Coding region: 1292-2512 (406 amino acids)
Biological process (GO): positive regulation of DNA-templated transcription
Cellular component (GO): nucleoplasm; chromatin
Molecular function (GO): zinc ion binding; ubiquitin-protein transferase activity
Source: RefSeq, a predicted model, not a curated record